AUGUCAGCGCGUCUUUCGGCGCAAGCUGGAGGUGCUCAAGGCAGCUCGUCCAAUCGAGGACGGGUAUCGGCAGGACCUUCCGGCGCUCAAGGAGGGCCCGGCGGUAGAUCAGGUGGACCAGCGUCCAAUGUCAAUGCGUCAGGAUCCACGAGGCCUUCCCCUCAUCCCACUGCUCCUAGAAGGGUUGUGCCUCGCACCACCCAACAGCAGCAACAGCAACAGCAGCGCGAGAACGCUGCCAAUGCUGGCGCACCUUGGAGGAGCAGCUUGUGAGUCUGACGCGGUGCAUGUAAAUGUGGAACGUUAAGCGGCCUGAGCUUACCCUCGCUGCUUUUCUUUCUCGGCCAUCGCUGUAGAGACCUAGUGUGGUCAUAUUCGCGCUCGCAGGCUUUCUUUGGGGACAACAUCGCUACUGAGCCAUCCUUCGUCGACCGGCGGUGGGCAGGACCAGCCCUGGGUACCGAAGGCCAAGAUUCUUCCGAAUUGGCAUCUGACACGGGAGACGAGACCUACUCCGACUAUGAAGAAGAGCUGGAAGAUGAAGAUGGUCUAGAAGGGGAGUUCUCUAACGAUGUAGGAGUCACCCUGCCCGGACAGAUGGAAUGGGAAGAACCACUACCACCCAACGCGGUGGGUAGACGGCGCAGUGCAACUCCCAUCGAGGGUCCCGCGGCCAGGCAUGCCAGGAAUUGGAGGUUGAGCAGCUUGGCUAGGGAAGAAGACGAGGACGAGGAAAGAAGUCGGAGCAGAAGUCGUAGUCCCAAGCGCAUCGAAGCAAGCGCACCUCAAAGACGUGGCAGGGUGGGCGGCGGAUCCAGUCGCUUCAGGAACAGCGACUCGAGCCAGUUUACCGAAGCGGAGAUGAGCAGCGGUAGCGAGCUUCAGAACGGCAGAGGUGCUGGCAUGAGAGGAGCACAAAGCAGGAGUGCUCAGGCCCAGCAUACAGAGUCCACGCCCCUACUGAGCACCAGCCCGACAGAGUCCAUACCGCGCCGGAAAAGCUCGGCACUCUCGGCUAGCGGUGCGAGAAGGACGAGCUAUGCUAGCAAAACGGCCAGUGGUCUUUCGCAUCGGUCUUUUCAGGAAAAUGCGGGAUCGUCAACAUUUUGGCAGUCCUGGUUCAACACUGUCAAUGCGCUGGUUGGUAUUGGUAUUCUGUGAGUGUGGCGCUCCUUGUAUUUGCUAGCACCAGACUUGAAAACUGAAGGAACGUACAUGAUGCGUCUGAUGCAGAGCGCUUCCACUUGCGCUUUCGUAUGCGGGAUGGAUUCCCGGUAUCAUCUUGUUUUUGCUCUGCGGUCUACUGACCAAUUACACCGGAAAGAUUCUGGCAAACAUCAUGAGUCGGGAUGUGUCGCUCCGGACGUAUGCAGACAUCGGAGCGUAUGCAUUUGGUCCCAGCGCUCGAGUCUGGGUCAGCGGCUUCUUUUGCCUGGAGCUGUGGGCCGUUGGCACCGGUGAGUGGUUGUCCUCUUGGAAUUGGUUGCGAAUGUGGGAAGAGGCUAUGGUCAGUCGACUGACCUUCAUGCGACCUUCAGCUCUCGUAAUCCUUUUCGGCGAUAGCACAUAUGCGCUCGUACAGGCCUCAGCGAAAGGCUACAGGAUUGAUAGUCCAGCUGCGAACGCCGAGCUGCUGUACACGCUUGGCGGGAUUUCAACUUGGUCACCCACUGCAUUCAAAGCGCUAGGCUUGGUCAUUGCUUUGCCUACCGUCUUUCUUCCUCUACGCUUGUUGAGCCCGAUCAGCGUUGUUGGCAUUGUCAGCAUUUUGAGUAAGUAUGAUGAUGGGCACGACCAUUUGAAAGGUUACUUCACCCUAUCCUUUUGCUGAUGCUCUUCCCGGUAUAUUCCCUUCAGCUCUCUUUGCUGUUGUUCUCUCGGACGGACUCAUCAAGAAGGAGAGACCUGGUUCUUUGUGGGACCCAGCAGUCACCUCUCUGUGGCCAGAGUGGUCCAGACUGCCUCUCAGCUUUGGACUGAUCAUGAGCGGCUUUUCAGCCCAUCCCAUCAUACCCUCCAUCAGCAAAGACAUGAAGGACCCUGCCGUGUUUGGCAAAAUGCUCGACUUGGCUUACAUUGCUGCCACCCUGAUCUACCUGGCGAUGGGCAUUGUCGGAGUGAGCAUGAAUGCGUCUCUGUUGUCACGACCAUCUGCGGGCCAGGCAAGCUCACCAAGCUCAUCUCGCUGCGCUCUAUCAGUACCUCCUUUUUGGCCACGAAGUCAGCUCGGAGGUGAGGCAUGCUAGUGACACUUGCCUGCAUCGGUUGUCAUGCUGACGCUUUUGACCACGUUUGCCUAUCAUCUCAAAUUCCAGAUCACUCAAGACUUAUCUCGCACAGCGGGCUACCCGCGCGUUCUCAAUAAAAUAGCCAUAUGGAUGAUGGUAGUCUCCGCGCUCUCGAAAUUCGCUCUCGCUGUCCGCCCCCUCAACACCACUGUCGAGUUACUGGCUGGCGUGGAGCAAAGCCUAUGUCUGCCGUUCAAGAGCCCCUCCGGCAUCAACAGGCGCCGGGCUUCUGUUGCGAAGCUGGACAGUGAGCGCGGUAGGGCAGGUUUGGGUGCCCAUUCGCAAUUUGGCCUUGGCGGAGACGAUAUCGAGCCCCGCCUCGACCUUAGCAAAGCGGAGCCUCCCGCUGCUGCAAAGGCUACGAGUUUGGGUGCAAACCCAGCUGCGGAAGACCCUGACUCGGGGUCCAUCACUCCCAUUGCGGAUCCAGAGACGGGGACCACCCUACCGAAUCUGAGCUCCGACAAUCCUCUCGCUGGUAGCGCGAUAAGUCUUCGAGCUGCUAGGACCACUUCGACAUGGACUCCUCGUACCCGUGCCUUGCUGAGGGCAAGCCUCAGGGUGGGUGUAGCUCUCCUUGUCGGCCUGACCGCCAUCUUGCUUCCAGGCUUCGAAAAAGUCAUGGCUUUUCUUGGCGCCUUUUUGGCUUUCUCUACCUGUGUCUUUGGACCCGUGCUGGCAAGUGAGUGGUCUUUGCAGAACGAGGAGUCACUGAUUGCCGGGUGUUCACACUGACUUGAUCUACGUAUCCUGCUUUCGCACACAGACAUGAAAGUGAAUUUUUCGAGCAUGUCUCGCAGACGGAUCACCUUGGAUAUCUUUAUCCUUGCAAUUUCCCUCGUGCUCGCCGUCACGGGCACCGUCUGGGCUUUUCUGCCCGUAGCGACCAAGUUGCACCUUGCCAUUUGA
Molecule: messenger RNA, 3197 nt
Organism: Ceraceosorus bombacis
Lineage: Eukaryota; Fungi; Basidiomycota; Exobasidiomycetes; Ceraceosorales; Ceraceosoraceae
Source: the annotation of a GenBank genome assembly